AUGAGGACCUGGCAGGACAUUUUUGCAGAUAAGGUUGCAGACAUGCACUUAGAAGAGCCAUGGAUGCUUCAGGAGGACAACACCCUGCAGGUGCACAUCCUCAAGCCUGGCUGGAAGGAGUUUGUCCAGCGCCACGCGCUUGGGAGGUUUCAGUGCUCCAAGUGCAUUUAUGAGUGGUCUUCGGCCAAAGUGCACGUCCUGUUCCACAUGUGCCGGCACUGGGACCAGGGCAUGGCCGAAUUUGACCAGGAGACCAUGGAGAGGCUUCUGCACAACAUGGUGCUAAAGAUCCUCAAGUACUUCUACCACGUGUCCAUCCAGUCCACCGACCUCCUGGAAGUCGUGGUGGAUGCGCUGGCGGCGGGGCCGCAUGGCAGUGCCCGAAUUCAAGGGCUGCCAGCUCGGCAUUUGCAGCAAGUCGCGACUGGCCCUGGCGUUGGAUGCCUGGAAGCCCUUGUUGGGUACGGACAAGUCCAGGACCCAUCGCACCCUGAAACACAAGGGCAUGAGGCCCUAUGCAACCCCGACCCACCACUCCUCACCCUUCCAGAGCAACUUCCCUGGAAACGCUGCUGCUGCAUCGGCAGCAUUUUGCUCUGCAUUUUGGCAGUGCUCCUCUCUGCACUGCUGUAUUUCAUCAAGAAGUAG
Messenger RNA from Opisthocomus hoazin, 648 nucleotides. The record is from RefSeq and is a predicted model, not a curated record. NCBI's taxonomy places the organism in Eukaryota, Metazoa, Chordata, Aves, Opisthocomiformes, Opisthocomidae.